Messenger RNA from Punica granatum (pomegranate), 1190 nucleotides. The record is from RefSeq and is a predicted model, not a curated record. Lineage: Eukaryota; Viridiplantae; Streptophyta; Magnoliopsida; Myrtales; Lythraceae.
CCCCACGACAUUUGUUUCCCCUUUCGCCAGCUCACUCUCUCUCUCUCUCUCUCUCUCUACAGCCCACCCUUUCAACGUUUACCACAGCAGAUCUCCCGCUGCUCGCUAUUUGCUCUCUCUGGGUUCCCCUUAGUAGUGCUCUUUUACAUUGCCCAAUGCCGCCUUCCCGAUUCUUCUGACCCUCCCCCUCCGCUCAAAGUUCUCAUUUUUUCCCCCCUUUUCUGGGCACCCCUCAGAUUCUCUCCUUCCCAGGAGGAGCAGGGGCGGGGCAAGGCAGAGCAAGCAAUGGCGAAUGGGGCAGAGGGAGAUGGUGGGCCGGCGGUGAUGUUCUCCGAUGAGGAGCUGAGGGAUGUGAGUGGGACGAGGAGAGGCGGCGAUUACGUAGAGGUGACCUGCGGGUGUACCAGUCACCGAUACGGCGAUGCUGUUGGUAGGCUUAGGGUUUUCGUCAAUGGUGACCUCGAAAUAACCUGCGAGUGCACUCCCGGCUGCGAUGAAGACAAGUUGACUCCCGCUGCAUUUGAGAAGCACUCUGGAAGAGAGACAGCUCGUAAGUGGAAAAAUAAUGUCUGGGUCAUUGUUAAUGGGGAGAAGAUGCCUUUGGCAAAAACUGUGCUUCUCAGAUACUACAACCAAACAUCAAAGAAUUCUAAUGGGUCCCAUAGAUCCAAUGGGAAAGUAUUCCAUCGCGAUGAAUUCGUUUGCUGCAGUAGGUGCAACAAGGAGCGCAGGUUCCGCUUGCGAACUAAAGAGGAAUGCCGGGUGCAUCAUGAUGCUUUGGCUGAUGGCAACUGGAAAUGUGCUGACCUACCAUAUGACAAUAUAACAUGCGAGGAUGACGAGGAACGGGCAAGCCGGAGGGUGUACAGGGGAUGUUCUCGAUCCCCGACCUGCAAAGGCUGCACAUCGUGCGUCUGCUUUGGGUGCGAGAUCUGUCGAUUCGCGGAUUGCAGCUGCCAAACUUGCAUGGACUUCACAAGGAAUGCCAAAGCCUGAGAUUCUACUCUAUCUAUUUAUCUAUCCAGCUAACACGGUUCCUCCAUCUGUAGCAGCAAGAUUGAGCGUCGAACUCAUCUGCUGAGUUAGGCAGACUUGAUUAUUACAAAUUUUCCAGCCUAAAAGCCUAAUUUCCAUUGAUUGAUAUUGACUGGUCAAACCUUGAGAAUGAAGCAUUUAUGAUUUAUCUCAUA